UACCACUGCAUAACCAUGGCUGGUGUCUUCAUCUUGAUUUAUGCGUUCGUGGUAUUUCCACGUGUUCUUUACAGCGUCGCAGCAAAUGAUUUUCGUGUCCCAGACGAUCCGUCAGUGCAGAAUCCAGAUCGUCCGCCUGUGAAGGACGAUCGCGCCGGAGUGUUCACCAUGACGGCACGGGAGGCAUUGCAGGCCAUCGAAGAAGUCCACAAUGGCACCGUCGACUGCAAAACCAUGCUGGCGGAAAGAAGCUUGAAGCUUCUGUUUUUAAAAUAUGAGAACAGUGUUUACACAGCCCAAGCGAACCUCGCCAUUCGAACAGCUAAUUUAAUCUCGGAUUUGCUCCCGACCGGCUCCGCCAAGAGGUUGAAUAUUUCCGGUGAGCCAGUGUUGAAGUCGCACGAGGAAGUCCUUUACGCCAUAGUUAGAAACAAUCUCGAAAACGAUCCACUUAUCGUGGGAUCGGCGAUUAUUUUCGACAACAACAGCUUUGUAAACAACUCGUUUUAUGCGCCGUACGCUUACCGGAACUCAAACGACUCGUUUAUCAAAGUCACAGAUUUGUCCGCAACGUGGAGUUACCUCCACGAGGCCUUCGUGAGGCUGAUGCGGAAUAAAUCCCACGAGAGACCUUUUCCAACACGAACCACGUACUUUUAUCCGCGGAAAAAUGGCUCUUACGUACAACAGCGACUGCAACUCACGCAUGAGUUUGUGGAAUUAAUAGACGGCUUAUGGAGCAGGCCUUACUUUGAGUGCACCACGGCCAGGGCAUGGGUCAUCACAUACACCUCACCUAUACUGGGCAACUGGGACAAGAAUGGACCAAUCUCCUUCAUGGGUAUGACGACAAUUGACAUUGCCCUCACGAACGUGGACAUUAACCAGUGCGAUAAGGAGUCUGGCGGCCAGUUCCAGUUCGAGAUAUUCGCCGGGACUCAUCGCUGUAAAAAUGAAACCACCCAGUGCAAAUUUGUCAGUGGACUCGGGUUUAGAGCUGGUUCAUACAGAUGUGUCUGUAAGCCUGGGUACUACUUUCCCAAUGUCACAGCUCAGAAUAACUAUUUCAACGGAUCUGUCAUCGAGUCUGCAGCCGCUGACACUAGUAACAGCUAUCACUCGAACCCAGAUUCCUUUCAAUGCCGCCAGUGCCAGCCUGGUUGUGACGCAUGCGUGGAUGAUUCGCCGUGCAUUGUGACGUUGAACUGGCCUCUGAGGAAAGCUCUAAUGGGUUUAACUGUAGUCACCAUUAUCGCCGCUAUUGCUGUAAUUGUCUUUAUCGUCUACUUUCGAGAUUUGAAGGUGGUGAAGACAGCGAGUCCUCAUUUUCUUAUCAUCAUAUUGGUGGGAUGUAUCUUGGAGUACGGCGAGAUUCUUGUGGAAUAUCCCGAACCACAGGACACGUUAUGUAUCGUUCGUCUGUGGUUUCGCCAUAUUGGAUUUGGGCUCGGUUUCACUUCUCUUCUCCUCAAAACAUGGAGGAUUUCCGUGAUUUUCCGCGUAAAGUCUGCUCAGAAGAUUAAACUGACUGACCGCCAUCUUCUCCAGCGCCUCGCUCCUAUUCUGUCGCUGUACAUAGUUUACUUGCUGGCCUGGUCACUUGCGGGACCGAGUCACGUGACUGAGUCAACGAUGCCAGGGGAUCUCAAGUUUGAUGAAUGUUCUUUCGACUGGUGGGAUCACGCAAUCUUGAUUUGUAAGUCUUUCAGUGUUAUUGUGUAUUGUACUGAUUGUAGCCAAGGGAGAGUAACCUCUCUUCACAUUAUCAUUCAUUGCAGGCUUUUUAUUGGGGACCUCGCAGGACCUGAUAUGAUUUACCUUCUGGAGUUCUUUAGAGUGCAGCUCAGCGUGUCUGUGCUCCUAGGGCUCGUAUUCGUUCCCAAGAUCGUUCGUGUCAUUAAGGGGCGUGGCGACGUAUUUGACACAAGUGGUCGGAUUGCGUCCGUAAAGGGGGCUGCUCUUAACAUGACAGGGCAAUCCUCAGAAGGGACGGUGAACUUGAGCGCUGAAAACGAGGACCUUAAGGAAGAGAUACGUAAACUGUACGGUCAGCUACAGCAAAUGAAAACCGCCAACAUGGAAGCGGGAAACAGACAUCUGGGACGUUCCGCUUCCAUUCUGUUCGGCGGCUCCACUCCGUCACUCUUAAACUCAACCGCCAAUAACAACGGAAGUUUGGCUUGUUUGGUUAAUCCUGGGGCAAAGGAGAAGCGACAACAAAGAUACUCUCCCGCUGCUGAACUUGUAAGCGACUUUGUUUGACGAAGGCUUAUCAAAGAAGGGCGCGGUCACAAAUCCGACCGCCGUUCAUACAAGUCCAACCAUUUGUACAUAUGGAUAAUUUUUUUACGCCUAACUUUGUGGAAACGAACUUCCCAAUCACCCUUAAUCAUUCCAAUCAUCUUUACAAGCAUGAUUCAAUUAUAAGACAUCACUGAAUCGCAGCUUCUCCUGGUUCAAGAACUUGGCAUAGGAUAUCGAAAGCAAUAAUACUUUCACUUAAAGGAGCUUAGUCACGGCAUUUUGAGAUAUGGCCACGCACAAAAUUACAUUUAAAU
Orbicella faveolata is the source of this 2558-nucleotide messenger RNA. Its product is annotated as putative G protein-coupled receptor CG31760. Gene Ontology annotation, cellular component: membrane. Gene Ontology annotation, biological process: G protein-coupled receptor signaling pathway. Gene Ontology annotation, molecular function: G protein-coupled receptor activity. NCBI's taxonomy places the organism in Eukaryota, Metazoa, Cnidaria, Anthozoa, Scleractinia, Merulinidae. The record is from RefSeq and is a predicted model, not a curated record.